This is a messenger RNA of Cloeon dipterum, 1234 nucleotides long. RefSeq lists its product as uncharacterized. Lineage: Eukaryota; Metazoa; Arthropoda; Insecta; Ephemeroptera; Baetidae. The record is from RefSeq and is a predicted model, not a curated record. The transcript has 5 exons. Bases 439 to 855 code for a protein of 138 amino acids.
CCCAGUCUCUCACCUACAAGAUUUGUUUUUGUUUUGUUACUAAUAAUUACGCUCUGGACAAAUCAGGACAAAUUCAAGCCCUCUGUGUAGGUCGCUCGACCUGAGACGGUGUCCGACGGCUGUUGGCGCUUUCAAAGCGUCCCACACAUGGACAAGAGGCGGCACUAUACUCCUUUUCCGGACGGGAUUAGGACGAAAGAUGGAAUUCAACCGAUUUAACUUGUUGAAUGUUCGAUGGACUUCUUCGUUCGACAACUGAAUUUCUUGUCCACCAGACAAGGAGGGGUCUGAUCCUGGACACAAAAUGCAGCCAAAGGAAUUUCGUGGCUCUGAUGUGUCCGCGCAGUGGCUUCAAGGGAACGGCCAGACAUCCCCAAUCCGUCCCAUAACGCACGAGAAAAUGGAUCCUUUAGGCAAGCGUCCAGCGAAAAUAUCUGAAUGAAGGGGCCAAAGAUGAUGGACGUGGCAUCAGUGAUAUUCCUCCUGCUCCUGACUAUUUACCCAGUCUGGGCUACAUUCCAGUUCGAAAAUCUUCAAAUAAGCAGCUGGAAGCUCGAGAUGGGCGCUAAUGCCGAAGAAACAAUAAUCCAAAUUUGCCGACACAACGCCUCUCGGAAUGCAAAUAUUUGCUAUAACAAGGAAGAAUUGCACUUGAAAUGCGGCUGCAGCGUCAAUUCUUUCACCGAGAACAACGUCGACUUGGACUGUCUGAAUGCUCCUGCUGACUGCCCUGAUCUGAGGCUCACCUUCCAGCUAGGCAAGGGGAACGUCACUGAAAUUGCCUACAACUCCGGCCACACCGCGAAAAUUUCUUGGUUCCUGGUGCCAUUCGUCGCAAUUUUGUUCCUCAUGUAAAUAUUGUGAUACAUGGACUGGAAUAAUGCAUAAAAUUGGCCAUUUUCUAUUUUUUCUAUUUAUUUCGAGCGAGCACUGUUCUACUUAAUUAGCUUUAGCGUCUUCCACGCCCUGAAAUGUAUUUUUCCAAUCACUCACUGCCACGUGACACUCCAAAUGGUCUCACAUCCACCGCCCCCCAAGCUUUCGCUGGCUCGGACCAGCAGACGGUUUCCUGAUCUCUUCUUCCAGUUGCCAGACAGUCAGAAAUUGACGUUUUAUUUUUAAAGUCACGUUCGCGCUAACUUCAACUUCAGCACCUAUACCUUUUCUAUUAAUGGCCAGUUUCGUGAUUCAAAUUCCAUUCCUCUCAUCCUCUCAAGUGAUUGUAGAUAUUUUU